Molecule: messenger RNA, 740 nt
Organism: Pangasianodon hypophthalmus (striped catfish)
Lineage: Eukaryota; Metazoa; Chordata; Actinopteri; Siluriformes; Pangasiidae
Product: barrier-to-autointegration factor-like protein
Exons: 3
Coding region: 241-513 (90 amino acids)
Molecular function (GO): DNA binding
Source: RefSeq, a predicted model, not a curated record
GGUUGUUUUUUUUAAAAAAAAAGUGAUUCACCUGUGCAGGUGAGAGUGAGACAUGCAAUUAGAAAGUAAAUCCGUCAGGAGUCACUGAAACUGAAACACUGGUGUAAAGGGAAAUUAAAUAUCACCUGCUGUUUACUACAAUAAUGUGCCCUUAAUGAUUCCUGUGUAGAUCUUCAGUUUCACUUCAUCUUGCCGUUUCCACGAGCAGCAGCUAUAACUUGGGCAGCAAACAGUCCGGGGAUGUCAACCACCUCCCAGAAGCACAGGGACUUUGUGGCCGAGCCCAUGGGGGAUAAACCGGUCACUGCGCUGUCGGGCAUCGGAGAUGUUCUGGGCAAGAAGCUUGAAGAGCAGGGCUUUGACAAAGCAUUUGUAGUGUUGGGACAGUUCCUUUUGCUGAGGAAGGACUGCGAACUGUUCUCCGAGUGGCUGAAGGACACCAGCGGGGCCAAUUCGAGGCAAGCGGCCUCCUGUUCUCAGUGUCUGGCUGAGUGGUGUAACAACUUUCUCUGAAUCUGGAGGUCUUUUCCUUCCUUUCAGUACUUUCACGUGUGCUAUCAUGGAACAGUUUUAACCUUUGAACAAAUCUAUAUCUAUAUGUGUCCUCUGUAUUUUGUCUUCUCUGAGUUGCUGUUCAGCAGUAAUGCUGUAUUUGAUGUUACUGUGUAAAAGCAUUGACGGUUCUUAAUAGAAUAUUAAGCUGACUUUAAAAGAAUAAAGUUUGGAGAAAAUUUUCAGCA